AUGUCAGAUAAAAGUACUCCAGUUGUUGCGCCGGAUGGUGGAAUGAUCGUUCAGCGUGAUCCGAAUCUGGAACAUGCAUUUGGAGUUUCAACAGCAACGAAUGGGACGUUGUCAGCGGAAUUCGAUUCAUCAGCUGAACUCAUCAUGAAAUUACAGAACAUGUUGAGGAGCAUCGAACUAAGUUUGGACAAAGUUAAUCUUUCUUUUGCAUUUGACGAAGUUAUAAUGGAAGCGGUGAAUUCUAUUAAACCUCCUCGGAAUUCUAUGGACGCCUCAGAUCUUUUAGCGGAAACAUAUAUUAAUCCGCUAUUCAAAUCAUGUUUAAAUAAAGCAGCUUCUUCUGCAUUUGAUUAUUUGAUUGGAUUGUAUGGGCGCUGCAAUUCUUUAGUUAAUCAGAGUCAUCUGGGGCUCUCUGCCAAAAUAUUUUCAACACUAUCUGAGCGGGCAAAAGUACAAUUUAUUCUGUUUCUUCGAGGACUUUUGUGUGCUAACAAAAAGUAUUUGAUAUUUUUAUCCUUUUACAAUUUGUUUUUCAGUUCAUCUUAUCAAGACAUUUCAACAGUCUUCACUAAAUUUAUGUUGACAAAUCUUGAGUCAAUUUCUCCUUUUCUGCGCGAUAUAAUUGUUUGCUGUAAAGAUGUGGCAUUGACUGAUGAGGGUGCGCUAAUUGAGGUUUUUGGUCCUGUUCUUGACAUUCUUCGCUCUUGUGCAACACACAUUAAUAUGACAAAGCUAUUUGAAGACAAGCAUUAUUCUCUUCUCUUGCUUUUGCUUGAAAUUAAAAUGUCUGACAAUACUCGCCCAAUUGCUGAUUUGAUAGUUUCACGUCCAGAUUUCCAUCCUAAACAUCUUAUCACUAAUUUUAAAGGACGUGAAUUUUUUCAUUCUUCAUUCCUUGGCCCUUUUAUUGCAUUUAGCAUUGCUGGUAGCCAAUCGCCUCUUUAUGUGAGCACAUUUAAAGUUAAUUUUUAA
Molecule: messenger RNA, 972 nt
Organism: Meloidogyne enterolobii
Lineage: Eukaryota; Metazoa; Nematoda; Chromadorea; Rhabditida; Meloidogynidae
Source: the annotation of a GenBank genome assembly